GACGUCAGCAGGCUCCUCCUUCCAGCUUCCUCUUUUCCCGUGGCAGUGACAGACUGACACCAUGAAGGCGUCCGGCACACUUCGGGAGUAUAAGGUCGUUGGGCGCUUGCUGCCCUCGGCGAAGAACCCGGCCCCCCCUCUGUACCGCAUGAGGAUCUUCGCCCCGAAUCACGUGGUGGCGAAGUCCAGAUUCUGGUACUUCGUUUCUCAGCUGAGGAAGAUGAAGAAGGCGUCCGGAGAGACAGUCUACUGCGGACUGGUCCAUGAGAAGACUCCCCAGAAGGUGAAGAACUUUGGUAUCUGGCUGCGUUACGACUCUCGCAGCGGGACACAUAACAUGUACCGAGAGUACAGAGACCUGACCACGUCUGCUGCUGUCACCCAGUGCUGUGAGUAUUACACACACACACACACACACACACACACACACACACACACACACACACACACACACACACACACACACACACACCUCAUCACAGGCCAGGAUGGAGGGUUGAAUGCACCUAGAAAUAUCAGGGCUCGACAUUAAGGACUGCCCGAUGGCCCGGGGCCA
Messenger RNA from Notothenia coriiceps (black rockcod), 556 nucleotides. RefSeq names its product 60S ribosomal protein L18a-like. Gene Ontology annotation, cellular component: ribosome. Gene Ontology annotation, biological process: translation. NCBI's taxonomy places the organism in Eukaryota, Metazoa, Chordata, Actinopteri, Perciformes, Nototheniidae. Gene Ontology annotation, molecular function: structural constituent of ribosome. The record is from RefSeq and is a predicted model, not a curated record. Bases 62 to 532 code for a protein of 156 amino acids. The transcript has 3 exons.